CCCACAACGGAGGGACAUUUACUAACCGCUGAAUUUCGACAUGAACACUUCAUGGGUUGUGUUAAUUUGUCUGUUGCUGUUAGUAGCGUCAAUCGACGCUGGCAAAAAGGGAAAGAACAAAGAGAAGAGACGCAAGCAAAAAGCCGCAAAAUGCGAGACAAUCUCCACUAUGGCAUGUACUCGUAGUGUACCGGACUUGCCUUACAACAAGACGCGGCUACCGAAUAUCAUGGGACACGAAGAUCAGCUCGAAGUUAACGCAGAGAUAGAUCAAUACUGGUCUCUGAUUAAGAUGGGGUGUUCCCCGUACAUUGGUUAUUUUAUCUGUUCUGCAUUUCUUCCUGAGUGUCCAAAGAAAAAGAAGAUGAAGACGAUACCCCCAUGUAGAGAACUUUGCAUUAAGGCAAAAGAAGGAUGUGAUGAAGUGCUACAGUCUCUGGAUUUGGAUUGGCCAGUGGAGUUGUCAUGUGACUUGUUCCCUCGUUACGACGAGAGCAAAAGUAAGAAAAAAGGACGCGCAAACUGUUUCAACUACGAACCAGUGUUGCCAACAAGAAUGAUACCGGCUCCUCGCGUUUUGGAAAAUCCAAUGUCCAUGACGAUUAUGGUGGGUGAAAUACUUGAGUUGUCUUGCCGCGCUGAAGGCGAACCACCAUUACAGUUUGCGUGGAGUAAGUUAGAGGGCGCUAUUCCAGCAGACAGGAGUCUAAUCAGCACCCAAGUGAUAACUCUUACGCAACCUGAUUCGACCAAAAGCACUUUGAGGAUUCUUGACGCUGAGGGCGAUGAUAGUGGCACGUAUAUAUGUAUGGUAUCCAACCUUGGCGGCACAAUUGAAGUCAAUUCAAGAAUUGACGUACAAAUGCCCCCCUCGUUUUCACGGAGACCGCAAGAUACAGUCGUUAAUGAAGGAAAUACAGCUAGACUGCAAUGUGAAGCUCAUGGUUAUCCAGAUCCCCAUAUCACAUGGUUUAAAGUUCAUGAUGUUUUAAAACCAGCUAGGGGGUCCAUGAUGGAUGACAUAUUAUUUAUUGCGGACGUUGGCGCCGAUGAUGCUGGUACUUAUCUUUGUGUUGCAACGAACAGUGCGGGUUAUCUUAAUGUUACCGCUAGUUUAGAAGUUUUGACUAUGCCUCGUAUCGAAAACGUGCCUGACGACAUGACAGCGGAAGAAGGAGGAGAAGUGACUUUCCACUGCGCGGCGUCAGCCAUUCCGAAACCAGUUAUUGAGUGGACAAAAUCUCGCGGAGAACUGCCAAGUGACAGAACAAAUAUCACCGUGAAUGAAAAUGGUACAACAUUGCGCUUAUUUAAUAUACAAACGUAUGACGUUGGUAUCUACACGUGUACUGCCAGCAACGUUGUUGGGAGUGUGACAGCUAAUAUUCUGUUCGAAGUACAAGUAAAACCAUCGAUCCAUUCCAUUGAACCUCUCCGCUAUGUUGCUGAAAUUGGAGAAGAUGCAAUAUUUAUGUGUAAAUUUUCUGGACAUCCCACACCAUCGGUACUGUGGUAUCGAAAAGGCACAGAGAAUUUGCUCUUCCCGGGAGGUGGAUCGAUGGAUAGAUUCCAAGUGACAGUUGAUGGUAUGUUAAUAAUAGACUCCGUUAAGAAAGAAGACGAAGGUGAUUAUGUAUGCAGUGUAAUGAACACAGCUGGCAAUGACAAAUCAGAAAGUUACCUAGAAGUUAUUCCUACUGGUACAAAAUCUGUUCGGGAGCUUCCGUCCGUUGAAACCACAGUAAUGGCCGAAAGUAACGUGACGUUGGCUUGUCGUGCAAUCGGAGAUUCCCAGUACACAGUGCAAUGGGUGUUCAAUCAGAAACCUCUCACCCUUGGAGAAGAAGUAACGCAUUACUCACUUGAUGAUUCUGGUAGCCUGGUUAUUAAAAACAUCACCACCAACGAAAGAGGUACCUAUACAUGUAUAUCUGCGCAUGUAUGGGGUAGCCGCUAUGCUGCGACCGUUGUCAUGGUGCUGGCUCCAACGACUGAGCCAACUACAACUGAUUUCACGACGACAACAACAAAGCUAGACGAGACCACUAUCAUGGAAGUAACAACUGCUCAGCAGCAAUCUGUUGACUUGACGUCGAUAUCAGCGACAACAGUGAUAGAAACAAGUGAGGAGACACCCAAACUAUGUCCGCCAUGUCAAGCGGGCACCGUGAAACCACGUCGCUAUGAUAUAUUGGAUGCGGGUUUGGAAGGAUACUUCAGAGGAUGGGUAGACGUCCAAGGACAGGGAGCUGCCAAUGACUACUGCAGGAUAAUUGCAGCGGGCGAAGUGGGGUUUCAAUUAGCAUGUGCGUUGGCUGGUACCAUGGGAGAUAAUGAAUAUAAUUAUAUAUCCACGGCGGACUUGGAGGUUGGAUAUGAAGGCACCUGGUACAUGAAAGACGAGAACGGAGACGGUAAAGAUGACUACUGCAGGUGUGUCGGUGAGGGCGGCAAAGCCUACGUCUGGUGCAUGGAAGCUGGAGGUGACGGGUUUCAUGGCAGCGAUCCUAAUAACGCCACAACCGGAAGUCAGUACUCUUUCAAGGCACCCGGAAAACGAAAGGAUUUAAAACAAUGCGCAGAUAGAACAGUAGACCCGUUUCUGGGAAUGACUGAUAAAUAAAUUCCCCCAUUAUUUAUUUAAUGUUAAAUAUUUCAUGAAAUGCUGGACGCUGAUGGUCGGUGAUGGCUGGGCUCACCAGAAUUGUUCAUACAAUUGAAGAUAACUAGUGGAACUUCUAUAUCAGAUUUUUUCAGACAUCAUUAGACAUUUUAAAUUGUAGUAAUCAAAUAAAAUUUACUACAUGAGUUUAAUCAAUCUGAUACCAGAGGUGGCGGAUUUUAAGUCACUCACACCUUUUGUAUUAUUUUUAAUUUGUAUCCCUAUAUUUGCUCGUCGCCGAAAUAAUAAUCAUGUCCAGAAUUUGCAUACUAUGAAUUUGGAGAAAAAAAAACAGAAUUUGCUCACUCCCAAAACAUUUCAUUUUAUACUGAACUGUUUUCCGUGAAAAUAAUAAAACUGAGCGUUACUUUGUGUUUUA
This is a messenger RNA of Saccoglossus kowalevskii, 3041 nucleotides long. RefSeq names its product robofrizzled. Gene Ontology annotation, biological process: cell-cell adhesion. NCBI's taxonomy places the organism in Eukaryota, Metazoa, Hemichordata, Enteropneusta, Harrimaniidae. Gene Ontology annotation, molecular function: cell adhesion molecule binding. The record is from RefSeq and is marked provisional. Gene Ontology annotation, cellular component: cell-cell junction; plasma membrane.